AUGAGCGAUCAUGAAGAUAAUCGAGAGGAUGAUGACUCUCAUAGUCGAUCAUCACGAGAAAGGCGAGUUAGUAAUAAUGACGACAGUGGCAGCAAUCAUUCUCAUCGAUCAUCAAGCAAACGAAAGAGUUCAAAAGAUCUAAUGAGUAUUGGUAAAAAAAUUGCUGAAAAAAGUGGUGGUCUUUUUUCACCUGAAGAUUGGCAAUGCAAAAGCUGUGGAAAUAUUAAUUGGGCACGUCGAUCAACUUGUAACAUGUGUAAUAUGCCGAAAUUUCAAAAAUCUGAAGCUCGAACUGGUGCGGGUGGUGGAUACAAUGAACGCGAUGAUGUUGAGUAUAACGAACGUGCUCAAGAAUCCGAUGGAGAAUAUGAUGAAUUUGGACGUAAGAAGAAAAAAUAUCGUGGUCCAACAACCGACGACGACGACGACGAAGAGCCAAUAGAUAAAAAACGAAGUACAACUAGCUCGAAGUCUCGAUCGUUGGGAGAGGUCGUUGCAGAAGAUGAAGACGAGGAUGACGAUGAAGAGUUUGAUGCUUCAAAAUACGCAUUAGAUACUGAUGAUGAAGAUAAUCAAAAAAGUGAAAAAGCAAGUUCAUCGAGUAGCAGUAAUAAAAAACCAUCGAAUAAAAAUGGACGCCGAAAUUCACGAUCUCGUUCGAAUUCAGCAUCUUCAGAUAGUCGUUCAUCAUCUCGUGAUGGUCAUCGUCGUUCAUCGCAUGAUAAAAAAUCUAGCCGACAUGAUAAAGCAUCUUCGUCGACUAGCUAUAAACGACGAUCUAUUUCACCACAUGCUUCAAAAAGAAAAGAUGACUAUCAUGAACGACGACGAUCAAGAUCUCGUUCACCUGUCCAAACAUCAAGUCGAGGUCAUCAUAAGAGUCAUCGUCAUUAG
Molecule: messenger RNA, 894 nt
Organism: Rotaria socialis
Lineage: Eukaryota; Metazoa; Rotifera; Eurotatoria; Philodinida; Philodinidae
Source: the annotation of a GenBank genome assembly